Messenger RNA from Pteropus alecto (black flying fox), 4321 nucleotides. It is a transcript of the gene SMG5, whose product is annotated as SMG5, nonsense mediated mRNA decay factor. Gene Ontology annotation, cellular component: telomerase holoenzyme complex. Gene Ontology annotation, biological process: nuclear-transcribed mRNA catabolic process, nonsense-mediated decay. The record is from RefSeq and is a predicted model, not a curated record. Bases 138 to 3179 code for a protein of 1013 amino acids. NCBI's taxonomy places the organism in Eukaryota, Metazoa, Chordata, Mammalia, Chiroptera, Pteropodidae. The transcript has 20 exons. Gene Ontology annotation, molecular function: protein binding; telomerase RNA binding; telomeric repeat DNA binding.
CAGCCGCCUCACAGCGAUGGCGGCCGAGCAGGGCCGGCGGCGGUGGCUGCUGCGGCUGCGGCCGGAGACGGCGGUGCUGGCGGUAGCGGUGGGUGGCGGGGGCCUGUGACCGGGAGCCACCCCCGGACCCGGGCACCAUGAGCCAAGGCCCCGCCGCAGGGGACAGCAGCGAGCCGGAAGCAAAGGUCCUCCACACUAAGCGGCUGUACCGGGCUGUGGUGGAGGCCGUGCACCGACUCGACCUCAUCCUGUGCAACAAAGCCGCGUAUCAAGAAGUGUUCAAGCCGGAGAACGUUAGCCUGCGGAACAAGCUGCGCGAGCUGUGCGUCAAGCUCAUGUUCCUGCACCCGGUGGACUAUGGGAGGAAGGCCGAGGAGCUGCUGUGGAGAAAGGUGUACUACGAAGUCAUCCAGCUUAUCAAGACGAACAAAAAGCACAUCCACAGCCGGAGCACCUUGGAAUGCGCCUACAGGACACACCUGGUCGCUGGCAUCGGCUUCUACCAGCACCUCCUUCUCUACAUCCAGUCCCACUACCAGCUCGAGCUGCAGUGCUGCAUCGACUGGACCCAUGUCACCGAUCCCCUCAUAGGAUGCAAGAAGCCAGUGUCUGCCUCAGGGAAGGAGACGGACUGGGCGCAGAUGGCAUGCCACCGAUGUCUGGUGUACCUGGGGGAUCUGUCGCGGUAUCAGAACGAGCUGGCCGGCGUGGACACCGAGCUGCUCGCGGAGAGGUUUUACUACCAGGCUCUGUCGGUGGCCCCCCAGAUUGGUGAGUGGCCCCACGUGGGCCCCCCCAGCCCAGCGGCAUUUUCCAAGCGGGGGACAGUGCCAGCGUGGCCGGCGGGCCGCUCUCGCUUUGUCCGGGUCCUCCCUGCAGUCAGUCCGCUUGUGCUUCACCUGUGGCCUCGUCGCCCCGGGGAGGCCACCGGCCGCUCACCGCCGCCUCCUGGGCCCCCCUGUUUCAGAUGCAAAGACGUCAAGAGGCUGCUGGUGAACUUCAUGUAUCUGCAGAGCCUGCUGCAGCCCAAGAGCAGCUCUGUGGACGCCGAGCUGACGUCGCUUUGCCAGUCGGUUCUGGAGGACUUCAACCUCUGUCUCUUCUACCUGCCUUCGUCACCCAACCUGAGCCUGGCCAGUGAGGACGGGGAGGAGAACGAGGGCGGGUGUGCCUUCCUCCCGGACCUGCUCAUCUUCCAGAUGGUCGUCAUCUGCCUCAUGGGUGUGCACAGCCUGAAGAGAGCAGGGUCCAAGCAGUACAGCGCAGCCAUCGCCUUCACCCUGGCCCUGUUUUCCCACCUCGUCAACCACGUCAACAUACGGCUGCAGGCCGAGCUGGAGGAGGGCGAGAACCCGGUCCCCGCGCUGCAGAGCGACAGCACAGACGAACCCGAGUCCAAGGAGCCCUUGGAGAAAGAGGAGGGCCCGGGGCCCGAGCCCCCGCCCGCAGCACCUCCAGCCAGUGAGGCCAGGAGGAGCCGCAGGUUGUCUCGCCUCUCCUGCCUCCGGCGGCGCCGCCACCUGCCCAAAGCUGGGGAUGACAGUGAUCUGAGCGAAGGCUUUGAGUCGGACUCGAGCCACAACUCGGCCCGGGCCAGCGAGGGCUCGGAGAGCGGCUCCGACAAGAGCCUCGACGGUGGAGGCGCAGCCUUUGACGCCGAGACGGACUCAGAAAUGAACAGCCAGGAGUCUCGGUCAGACCUGGAGGACAUGGAGGAUGAGGAGGGGACACGGUCCCCAGCCCCGGAGCCCCCUCGGGCCAGGUCGGAGGCUCCCGAGUCCCUCAACGGCCCCCUGGGCCCCAACGAAGCCAGCAUUGCCAGCAACCUGCAGGCCAUGUCCACCCAGAUGUUCCAGACCAAGCGCUGCUUCCGACUGGCCCCCACCUUCAGCAACCUGCUCCCCCAGCCCGCCGCUGAGCCUCACGCCCUGGCCAGCUGUAGGCCCUGCGUCAACGGGGACGUGGACAGGCCCUCGGACCCAGCCUCUGAGGACGGCUCUGAGUCAGAGGGGAGUGAGUCCAGCGGACGCUCCUGUCCGAAUGAGCACAGCAUCCAGGAGAAGCUGCAGGUCCUGAUGGCCGAAGGCCUGCUCCCCGCCGUGAAGAUCUUCCUGGACUGGCUGCGGACCAACCCCGAUCUCAUCGUCGUGUGCGCGCAGAGCUCUCAAAGUCUGUGGAACCGCCUGUCGGUGUUGCUGAACCUGUUACCAGCUGCUGGUGAGCUCCAAGAGUCUGGCCUGGCCCUGUGUCCUGAGGUGCAGGAUCUUCUGGAAGGCUGCGACCUGCCCGAGGCCCCCUCCAGCCUGCCGCUCCCCGAGGACAUGGCGCUGCGGAGCCUGCCCCCGCUGCGGCCCGCACACCGGCACUUUCACUUUGAUGCCGACCGGCCCCUGCUCAGCCCGGCGGAGGAGUCGGUUGUGCGCAUCUGCUGCAUCCGCAGCUUCGGCCAUUUUGUCGCCCGCCUGCAAGGCAGCGCCCUGCAGUUCAGCCCGGAGGUCGGCAUCUUCGUCAGCACCGCCCAGGCGGAGCGGGAGAGCCUGCUGCAGCAGGCCCAGGCCCAGUUCCGCAUGGCCCAGGAGGAAGCACGGCGGAACAGGCUGAUGAGGGACAUGGCGCAGCUCCGACUGCAGCUCGAGGUCUCUCAGCUAGAAGGGAGCCUACAGCAGCCCAAGGCCCAGUCGGCAAUGUCUCCCUACCUCGUCCCUGACACCCAGGCCCUCUGCCACCACCUCCCCAUCAUCCGCCAGCUGGCCACCAGCGGCCGCUUCAUUGUCAUCAUUCCAAGGACAGUGAUCGAUGGCCUGGAUCUGCUGAAGAAAGAGCACCCAGGGGCCCGGGAUGGGAUCCGAUACCUGGAGGCAGAGUUUAAGAAAGGAAACAGGUACAUUCGCUGCCAGAAAGAGGUGGGAAAGAGCUUCGAGCGGCACAAGCUGAAGAGGCAGGACACUGAUGCCUGGACCCUCUAUAAGAUCCUGGACAGCUGUAAACAGCUGACCCUGGCCCAGGGGGCUGGGGAGGAGGACCCGAGCGGCAUGGUGACCAUCGUCACAGGCUUUCCACUGGACAACCCCAGUGCGCUCUCGGGCCCAAUGCAGGGCGCUCUGCAGGCCGCUGCCCACGCCGGCGUGGACGUCCAGAACGUCCUGGACUUCUACAAGCAGUGGAAGGAGAUUGGCUGACGCUGCCCCCGGGCCCUGCAGUGGGGCUGACUCCAGAUCUCUCGUGCCCUCCCUGGCAGCCAGGACUGCCCCGUCGUCACCCCACCUCACGCAGACGCACGCACGCACGCACUCAGGAAGGAAGCCUGGCUGACGCAGGCUGGGGGGACCCGGAGGGGCUGGGAGGGCUGGUCCCCUGCUGCCGUACAGCGUCAGGGAAGCGAGGAAAGCGCUUGGGGCAGGAGAGGCCCGUGGGCCCUGGUCAGCUCUGCUGUCCCCAGGGACGGCGACAGGCGUGGCGUCUGCAUUUCAUUGGAGUAGUUCCUGGACCUCUGAGAGGGAGGGACAGCGGGGCCCUCCUUCCUCACCCAGCAUGCAGAGGUUGGGGCCAGGAGGGGGCGCCCUCCAGCCCUGGGGAGAGUGGGCGACACCAGGUCUCAGGGGGUUCUCUGCAGACCAUGCUCCUCAAGGGCCACUCACCCUCUGGUCUCCCUCUGUGGGGGCUGGGCAGCGUUGGAGCCUUGGGGACUCUUUAAAGAAGAGGGGCCUGGGGCUGGCCACGCUGAGAGCAGCCUGGGCUCACCCCUCCCCGCCACGGGCACGCACCAGCUGCCCACCCCUGCUUCUGUUUCUGCCCAGCGUCCAGGGCGCUGCGGGCAGCCCGCACGCCCUUGGAGGCCCCUGGGCCCACCAGCCCCACAGCAUCUGCGCUCGUGUCCCUGGCUGCUGUGCCGGGGCAGUAGGGUGCCAGUGAGAGGGGAGGCGGGUGCAGGCCGAGGCCAGCUCCCUCCGAUCAGGGGAAGCAGAGGCCCCUUGGCGCUGCCCGUUGGGGGCCUGUGUCCCGCUGGGCUUCCGAGUUUGUGGGGGACUGGAGCUGGUGGGGCUGAGCUGGCGGGCGGGCUUUCGGAGCAGAGGUGACCGGAGCAGAGGUGACCGGGAGAGCUGGGGAAAUGAAGGGCGGUGCCUCAGCUGGGGUGGGGCGGGGCGUCAGCUCUGGGGCCCCCACCCCAGCGAGCCCAGCUUCCUAGGCUGUGCUCAGGAGAGCAGGCUUCCUGCCUCUUCAAGGUAGCACAUCUGGGACAACCUGGGGGUGCCACCCCCACUCCCAGUGCCUGGCAGAGACUAAGACUAAAGCAUCACUUAAUAAAGACCCCCGAAGCCCG